Molecule: messenger RNA, 939 nt
Organism: Gilbertella persicaria
Lineage: Eukaryota; Fungi; Mucoromycota; Mucoromycetes; Mucorales; Choanephoraceae
Product: soluble NSF attachment protein
Exons: 9
Coding region: 1-939 (312 amino acids)
Biological process (GO): intracellular protein transport
Cellular component (GO): vacuolar membrane; SNARE complex
Molecular function (GO): soluble NSF attachment protein activity; syntaxin binding
Source: RefSeq, a predicted model, not a curated record
AUGGACGCAGAACAGAUUCGAGAUGGUGUAAAGAAUAUGCAGCAAGGCGAUAAAGCUGCUUCUAAAGGCUUAUUUAGAAAACCAGACUGGGAUCUUGCUGCUAGUUAUUAUGAACCUACUAACUUUAAGAUUGCAAAGUCCAAUGACCAAGCAGUCCAGGCUUAUAUCAAAGCUUCAGACGCUCUUUCUAAAGCAGACGCUAUUCAUUUGGCUGGUAAAGCACUUGAAAAUGCUGCCUUUAUCUUGGCACAAAACUUGAAUCAACCUCAACGUGCUGCUGAACUCUAUCAACGUGCCAGUAAUUAUUUUAUGACACAAGGUAACAUUGACCGUGCUGCUGAACAACUAGAAAAGGCUGGAAGAGCACUUGAAAAUGUAGAUGUCAAUGCAUCCUAUGACAUGUACAGUAAAGCUUGUGCUAUUUAUGAACAAGAAGACAGAGGAAGAUUUGCAGUAGAGAUCUUUAAAAAGGCUAUUUCUUUACUGAUUCGAAACAAAAAAUACGACAAGGCCAUUGACAUGUUGAAGCGCCAAUCUGUUGUACUUCAAAAAUUUACCAGUCGAUCCCAUCUCUACAAAGCCAAUCUUAGUAUUCUUGUGUUAAUAUUUGCUAUUGGUGAUGAUGUUGAAGCAGGCAAACAAUUCAGUUCGAUGUGCGGUGAAGAAGCAGAGAUUGCUGAAGAUUUACUAAAGGCUUAUGAAGAAAGAGAUCAAGAGUUGUUGGAAAAGACAGUUCGCUUACAACAUAUGUCAUUCUUGGAUAAUGAAGUAGUCAAAUUGGCUCGAUUGUUGACUGUGCCUGGUGAAGUAUUGUCUUCCACUACUAUAUACAACAUGCCUCAUGCUCAAGCAAGAGCUGAACUCUACAGUCAUGACUUGAGCAACGAACUCAAGACAAAAGACUAUUACAGUGAUGAAGAUGAAGAAGGACUGCGAUAA